CACUCGCAGAAAUUAGGCAAAACGUACAUUUGCCAUUACAAAGGUAACUAUUAAAACUCGGAAAAAACAAAAAAAAGUUUACAGAAAUGGCGAUGGCCGGUUUUUAUAGACGAGUCCUUCCUUCUCCUCCUGCAGUUGAUUUCGCAUCCUCGGAAGGAAAGCAACUUUUCUUGGAGGCUAUUCAAGGUGGAACAAUGGAAGGUUUUUACAGGUUGAUUUCUUUCUUUCAGACUCAAUCAGAACCGGCAUAUUGUGGAUUGGCCAGCCUUUCCAUGGUCUUGUAUGCCCUUGCCAUUUACCCUGGAAGAAAAUGGAAGGGACCUUGGAGGUGGUUUGAUGAAUCUAUGUUAGACUGUUGCGAACCUCUGAAAAAGGUUAAAGAGAAAGGCAUCUCAUUUGGGAAACUUAUUUGUUUGGCUCACUGCGCUGGUGCAAAAGUUGAAGCUUUCUGCACAAAUCAAAGCACUAUUGAUGAUUUCCGAAAGUAUUUAAUAAGAUGCUCUUCUUCUGAUGAUUGUCAUCUGAUCUCAUCUUACCAUAGAGGGAUUUUUAAACAGACGGGAACAGGUCAUUUUUCACCUAUUGGUGGUUAUCAUGCCGGAAGGGACAUGGCACUGAUUUUAGAUGUUGCACGUUUUAAGUAUCCUCCACACUGGGUUCCACUUUCACUUCUUUGGGAAGCCAUGGAUAGCAUUGAUAUUGAAACUGGACAAUGCAGAGGGUUCAUGCUCAUAUCUACACCUCAUAGAGAGCCGGGACUUCUCUACACACUGAGUUGUAAACAUGAGAGUUGGGUUGAUACUGCAAGGUGUUUAAUGGAAGAUGUUCCUAAUCUUGUGAAGUCAAAGGACUUUAAGGAUAUUGAUAGUGUUCUCUCUGUUGUAUUCGCAUCACUGCCAUCAAAUUUUGGAGAGUUUAUCAAGUGGGUUGCAGAAGUUCGGAGACAAGAGGAUGGUGAUAACAGUCUAAGCCAAGAGGAAAAAGGAAGGCUUGCUGUUAAGGAAGAAGUGCUAAAACAAGUGCAAAAAACCAGUCUUUUUAAACACGUUGCGGCAUUUUUAUCUACAGUAAAUUCUUGUUGCAGAAACAUGCCAUCUUUAGGUCAUAAAGAUGAUCUGCCUGAUGUUGCUGCUAUAAUGUGUUGCCAAGGGGCAGAAAUUUUGGCAGGAAAGUUUGGUUCCUCGGAAAGUUUUUGUUGUUGGGAAACCUGUGUGCAAUGCUUGAAGACAGAUGGUGAUAAGCCCAUUCUUGUGGUGUCGGUGACUGUUGCAGAUGGUAGCAGUCAACAAGGGUUUGAUGUGCUGGUUCCUUCAAUCCAAAUGGAAGACCGUGGCUGUAGCUCAAGUAAUUGUAUUAGGAUGUACCCUGCUGGAAAUGAUAUUUUGACAGUUCUCUUGCUCGCCUUGCCUACAGAGACAUGGUCUGGUAUAAAGGAUGAGAAGCUUUCACAAGAAAUUCAUAACCUUGUUUCAACAGAAAAUCUUCCAACUUUUCUUCAAGAAGAGGUUUUGCAUCUGCGGAGGCAGCUCCACCUUCUCAAGAGAUGCCAAGAGAAUAAGGUAGAUGAAGAUCUUGCUGCACCUCACAUGUAGCUCCUUCCUUAUCUAUGUAAAUUCUUUUAAUGGGUACUUCUAUGUUGUAUUCAAAGAACAGAUUCUAUCUUGUCCUCUGAAUGUAUAUAAUUUCACAAAUGCAUUGGACAAAGCCACUCUUCUUUCUAGAUUAUAUUCUGGGAAGCAAAUGGUGUAUCUCCAGGAUUGAAAUGUCUUUAUCAAGGAGCAAAAAGCGUUUUCCAGAGAUCUAAACCUGACUAUGAAUAGUUAAGAGGUAUCCG
Messenger RNA from Pistacia vera, 1834 nucleotides. Its product is annotated as glutathione gamma-glutamylcysteinyltransferase 1-like. The record is from RefSeq and is a predicted model, not a curated record. Gene Ontology annotation, molecular function: glutathione gamma-glutamylcysteinyltransferase activity; metal ion binding. The transcript has 8 exons. The coding region runs from base 87 to 1592 and encodes 501 amino acids. Gene Ontology annotation, biological process: phytochelatin biosynthetic process; cellular detoxification of cadmium ion; response to metal ion. Lineage: Eukaryota; Viridiplantae; Streptophyta; Magnoliopsida; Sapindales; Anacardiaceae.